AUGUUACAGUUAUGGUGUGAUAAUCAAGUAAGUCUUAAAAAUUGUCCUGUUGACCAAAAAACAGUGUGCUUUCAAGCUAAGCAGAUUUUUCAGAGACUAAAAGAAGAAGCUGGGGAGGCGGCCAAAAAUGAAGACUUUAAAGCUAGUAAGGGCUGGUUCAGCAGAUUUAAAAGUCGUUGUAAUUGGCAUAGCAUCGCAGAAAGUGGAGACACUCUUUAUCCAGAAAAACUCAAGAAAAUGAUUGAAGAUGAAACCGAAGGAGAAUCACCCUCAGAUCCUGAGCAAAUCGAUGAUAUAAUAGAAGAAGUGAUCGAUAUUGCCAAACAAUUAAAUUUAGAGGUGGAUGUUGAUGACGUCCAAGAAUUGCUGGAUUCACACAAUCAAGAGCUAACAAUUGACGAGCUUAUAGAAAUGCGUGAGCAUGAUCAAGACAUUGAACAAACUGAUUCGUUAGACCCAGUUGAAUCGGAAAAUCAAAUGACGAUUUCAAACUUAACAGAAGGCCUCAGUACAAUUGAAAAGGGGUUACAAAUUUUAGAAAAAAUAGAUUCCAAUGAAGAGCGCGUUUCUACUACAAAACGGGAAAUAAAAAAGUUACUGGCAUGCUACGAGGAAAUUUUACGUGAGAAGAAGAAAAAUUUAACUCGUCAGGGGGCAUUGUUAGAAUAUAUGAAGCCUUCGACAUCAAAA
Molecule: messenger RNA, 690 nt
Organism: Brenthis ino (lesser marbled fritillary)
Lineage: Eukaryota; Metazoa; Arthropoda; Insecta; Lepidoptera; Nymphalidae
Source: the annotation of a GenBank genome assembly